AAUAUUCAAAAUGGAGCGGAGAGAGAAGAACGGGCUUGAUUCACCUGAUGUAACGACGAUUUUGCGACUCUUCUGACCCUAGUUUUUGCUGAGUUGAUGCUCCAAAGGCCUGACUCAAGGGGAAGCUGUUGAGUCUCCUGUAAAAUCAAGAUCAAGCGGUUUUUGGAGGGAAAAACACCAUAACCAGAACCAGGGAAACUCCUCCACUCAUUGACCUCACUCCACAUCCACAGACCCACAGUAUCUGACCUGAGUGGUAACCAAGACCCUGGCCUGGCCUUCAAGAUCCUAAAACUCACCAGAAUCUUCCUCAAGAAAACGGAGUAACUCAAGUCAAACAGUCAUCCACCUGCUACUUGCACCUUUGGGGCACUACCUAGAGGCUGUGGUACCACAGCCUACAGUACAGUACAGGCAGGCAUUGACCAUACAUUCAGCUAAAAUGCUCAAGUCAACGGCUGCAGUCAGCUCUGAGGAUCCAUCUGGUACCUUCAAAGUAAAGUCACAAGAUAUUUCAGAGAGUCAUCCUGAAACUUCACAGCAUCAAACAGAUGAAAUCAGCUCCACUUUUGAUUCAGCAGAAGAGAAAUGCAAUGAGGAUGACCCGAGACAGAAGGCUGUUUUUAAAAAAAGGAAGUAUCGGGUCAUGGAUGACUCGUAUCGUCUAAACAGGACCAUGAGAGAUAAGGAUUUCAAGCUAGCUAGGAGCAACUUCUAUUCCUUUAAGGACACUCUUGGAGACUGGGAUGAACGAUCUACUCAGUUGCUGAUUCAGCUCAUACAGAAAUACCCUCAAACAUAUUUUUUGUUGACUAUGAAAAAUGAAAGAAGAAUGAUCCACUGGGAAAAACUACAUAAAGAAAUGGAAGCAUAUGGUUACAAUUUUACUAUUCUUCAGCUUCGAAUGCGUUGGAGGGAAGUACUUCAGAAAUAUCGUUGGACAGUCAACUAUAAUGACUUUCAUGAAAUUAAGAAGAGAUGUGAAUACUUUGAUGAAAUGAAUGAACUCUGUGGUGACUGGGACAAGGAAGCUACACAGGCUCUUCUCAGACAAAUGCAUCAUAUUAAGAAGGAGAAUCAAGGGAAGAAGAUAGUAAGAAUUGGCUACAGUGGAUGGGAGAAAAUAACAGAAAAUUUGAACAUGGAAGGACAUAAGUACACAAUACAUAUGGUUGAGGGAAGGUGGCGCAACAUGGUAACACUCUUCAAGACAAUGGUUGACCACAAUAGUAUACCAAAUGUUGAGCCACAAGUAGUAGCAUACAAGGAAGAUCUUGAAGAACUGGUGAAGUAUGUCCCUCAACGCCGAAACAACUAUGAGAAAAAAGUAGGGCGUUCAGUCAAAAUGGAAAGGUUUCCGUCCAAGGGUUGUCGUAUCCUUCUGCAAGCCUAUAAAGACUGCAUGAGCCGUUUUGUGGAUCCAAAAAUAGAUAACCGAAUAUUAUGGGAUGAAAUUACCAAGAGACUUGAAGAUGAGGGGUUGUGCUUUACAACAUUCAAACUGAAGGAGACUUUCACAGGCAUGAUAAAGGGUUUUGAAAAAUGCCAGCAUCACAACAGCUUGCCAGGAGCUAUUCGGAGGGAUGUACCUUACUACAGAGAACUUGCCGAAGUGUAUGGAGUAUAUGGCCGUUGGCCACAUGUUCAGACAUCACGAACAAUGGAGAUGAGAACCAAGAGGAAAUAUCGUCUUCGUCUACAGGUAAGCCAGCAACUGUGGUGUCUGGAGGAGUCACGAGCACUGCUGCAAGUUUAUCCUGAUGUUUUGGAGUCUCACGUGAACCAGUGUCUGAGUCAUCAACCGAGUGACCUUUGGCUACAGGUAGCAAAGGUGUAUUCUACCACUGGAUACCCAAAGCGAGAUAUUCCUGAGAUUGCAGUUCAUAUUGGGUUGCUACGACAAGGUUAUGCUCAAAACAAUAAAUUUCCAUUCAGUGAAGAGAUGAAAAAGGUCAAAGAGACAGAGGAGGCUGUUUGUUAUAGUCCUGAUGUGUCCAAAUACACAGGAGAGGUGGAGAUUACCUACUGGAGUCAUGAAGCUGUUAAUCUUCUCUUAGACCUGUAUAUCAAACACCAAUCAGCAACAGCUUCUCAUGCUAACAGAAAUGAAGUUUUUGUUAAAAUCAAUGAGUCACUGCAAAACCUUGGAUACAAAUACAGUAAAGAGGAAGUACAUGACCAGUUCAAGUUUCUUUUGACUCAGUAUAACACAAGACAAUUGAAACCGUGGAUGCUUCCUCCUGUGGGCCGUCAGACCCACAAUCCAGUUGGUGCACCUUACCUUGAGAAACUACAAAAAGUCUUACAGCUAAGGAGAGAGAUGUCUUUAAGUUGGACCACAGGAGUGAAGCCCCUAACACCACAAACUCAGAAGAUUUUGUUAACAGUAGUCUGUCAGAAAGCAGAUGAACUUCUCAUAAAGAUGGGAACGGAAAGAGAGAAGAAGAUUUUACUUGGACAAAUUAUUGAUGGGGUUAUUGGUCACAUCCGAACCCACAAGCUUAUAGACCCUGUGCCUCGUACACGACAGGUUCGCCUUCACAUUGCUGAUGCCAUGAAGAAUUUUAAUAAAGCAACAGAAAACAAGGACAUAGCAUACCUGCACAAGCUCUUCAAGGACUGCAAUGUACUUGACCUCAUGUGUAAUAUAUCUCUUGAACCAACUAGCAGUGAUUAUAGGAUGAAAUCUAAGAGGGAAAACAGGAUUGAUACAGCAAAAAAUGGAACAAGAAUGGAAGCUGAAACUUCAUUGACUACAGGGAGCUGUUUGGAAGUUGAGGAAGACUUGGUCAGCAAUGCUAACGUUGGAUGGAUUUCUGAAGAACACUCAUGUCAGGAGCUUGAUGAGGUUGCUGAAUAUCUAACUUUUGCCUUAUGCCACUUAUGCAAAGCAGGUCAAGAUCAUAACUUGAACAAUAUUUGCAAAGGAAUAUAUGCAAAGCCAGAAAAUAGUAUAGAUAUUUCAAGUAUACUAGAGAUGAGUAAAAAAAGUUUUCAGAAUGUUAAAAUGUUAGAUUCUAUUUAUGAAAAUUCUGUGAAUCAUGAUUAUGAUGAUGUGAGUAAUUCUUUUAAAUCACAACUUUCAUCAGCAGAAAAUGUAGAAAAUAAUUUAGAGAUUUCCUGUUCCAGUAGAAGUAUGAGUAGGUGUAGCAGUGCCAUGUGCAAAAAUGGUACCAUUUCAUCGACGCCUGCUCCUAGGAGCUCCCACCAGGGGAUGGCCACGGCAGAAGAGUAUCCAACUUUCUCUAUCCAGACACUCCCUCCUGGUACCAGUGAUGUAUAUGGUAAGGUCUUUGGGAAAGUUCAAUCUGGGUUACCCAUAAAUAGUAUAAGACAACAUAAUAACAUGCUGUCUACUAUUUUGUGUGACUCAGAUUUAAAAUUAUCAUUAUUUCUGCCAAAUGAACUUACACCACAUAUGGAAAGUGUUCUUGUAAAUGAAGAAACCCCUCCAGUAAAGCACUUCAAACAAAGAGAUGACAAAAAAGUGAGUCAAGAGCAUUUGUCAUCUCAUGGAAAAACUUCAAUACCAAAUGAUUCUUCAAAGCAAGACAAGUUGAACUUGGGGGACAAGCACUUAAAUUCUGUGCUUCUAAAUGAAGAACUCACUCUUGAAACAAAGAUUAUUCAAACUCGCUCUGGAAGAAAAACUCGUUUUACAUUUUUUUCUCAAACUCUUAAUGAUGACGUUGAUGGGAAAGUUUUUGAGAGGAGUGAGUUGCAUGAUGAAGAUGUUGCCUCUCCAACAAAAAGAAUAAAGUUUGAUCCUGAAGCACACAAUUAUGACCCUUCAAAAAAGAAAAGAGGAAGACCAAGGAAAGUGUCUCAUGAAAAUCUUGCUCAUGAUUGUGUUGUGACAAAGGAUGAUGUUCCUGAUAUGCAAAGUUACCAUCCAAAUCAGAGCUCCUUUCUCCCCCAUCAAAAAACUGAUUGCAACUCUAAAAUGAGUUCAUUAAAAAAUCCUUUCCUGUCAUUCAUCAAAAGUCAUCACAUGAUAAAGACUACACAAGAAAAUGAGAUAGUGAAAACAAUCAAAGAACAUAAAAAAGAACACACCAAUAUUUUAGAAGAAAUUUACAGUAUACUGGAAGAUUUAGAUCAUCAUCAUUGAUCAGAUUUCCUGAAAAGGCAGGGUUGGGAGUUAGCAAGGGUCAUUUUAGUAUUAUGAUGAGAAUUUUAAGAAAAUAUAUUUGUUGAGGGAGGAUCAAGUCAUCAUCCUCAGCUGUCUGUAUUUUAUGAGUUCCAUCCCAUAAGAAAUACUUUUCUGUAGUGGGAAAAUAAGGACAUCCCCUUAUUCAAUUGCCUCAGGGAAUUUUA
This is a messenger RNA of Eriocheir sinensis (Chinese mitten crab), 4317 nucleotides long. RefSeq lists its product as uncharacterized. NCBI's taxonomy places the organism in Eukaryota, Metazoa, Arthropoda, Malacostraca, Decapoda, Varunidae. The transcript is spliced from 17 exons. Bases 443 to 4111 code for a protein of 1222 amino acids. The record is from RefSeq and is a predicted model, not a curated record.